GAGACCAAUUUAAUCGCAGGACGCGCAGAUAAUUUUUAAUGAUUGUUUGAAAAAAAAAGCUACCGUAAAGAAACAGAUUAAUGUAAUCGACGCCCAGAUUCGACCUUUAACAGUUUUAUCCUCGUUUUUGUUUUUGUUUUACCUCGAUUACGAAGUUCGCGAAAUUUCGACCAUGACGGACUUACCUGCAGCGACACCUGGUGGUCUUGGGCUGGAAAAAAUACACAUGACAGAAAGAGCAGCUAUGAUUGCAGAAAAUCCGGACGGUGAUGUUUACAAAAAUGAGAGAGACUUGAAAAGUGUUCUUUUUAAGCAAGAGCAGAUGGCUGAUGAAAUCGCUCAGAAAACAGCCAUGGUUUCGGAUCCAGAUCCGUUGGAAUCCCUGAAAGAUGAAUACAGCGUAAAGGACAAGCGGAUCCGGACGAGGAUCAACGAAUUAUCGACGCUCUACGGAACUUUGAGGAGGACCAGACCCGACGGGAACUCCUUUUACAGAGCAUUUGCAUUCGGGUACCUCGAGUCGCUGCGACACGACGUGGAUGAAUUGAUGAAUGCCCAGGACAUCGUGAGACGAGCCAGGGAAGACCUGGUGUGUCUCGGAUACCCGCUGUUUUCCUUCGAGAUCUUCUACGACGUGGUGAUGAUUUCAGAUUCGAUCGUGGCUUACUUGCGAUUGAUCACAGCUGCUCACAUAAAACUGGAUUCCGAGUAUUACACGAGUUUCUACAAAUGGGACAAGAAAACCCUGGACGCGUUUUGUGCCCGGGAAGUCGAACCCAUGAACAUUGAGGCCGACGACAUUCAAAUGACUGCACUUGCUGUCAGAUUUGGGAUUGCGAUAAGAGUGGAAUAUUUGGAGCAGCAACGUGUAGUGGAGCAAACUUGGGGGAAGCCCAUGGAAAGGGUUCGGAUCCGUCGGGACUUCGUCGAAGGCUGGGAUCCGAGGAUUCAUCUUUUAUGUCGACCAGGACAAUUUGACAUUUUAUACAAACCCAGCAGGGACAAACACUCUGGAUCAGCGACACCCUGAAUCCCAAUUUCUUUUUCUUUCUUCUCAAUAACUUAAUAAAUAAAUAAAUAAAUAAAAAGCACAGAACGAACAACAGCCAACAUUUUCUUUCAUUUCUCCUCUCGGCACAUUGAGAACAAUAAAUAGUAACUUUUUGAGAAUGGAAUGCCUGUGUGGAUGACGCGAGGUAACUUGACAUUGCUAAAAAAUAUUGCGAAUUCGACGCAGAAAUGUUGGCAGCGAACUCUUUUUUUUUAUAAAUGAAAUUUCUAACGUUCUCACAGCAGAUGUCAACACGUAUAUGAUC
Molecule: messenger RNA, 1316 nt
Organism: Notodromas monacha
Lineage: Eukaryota; Metazoa; Arthropoda; Ostracoda; Podocopida; Cyprididae
Source: the annotation of a GenBank genome assembly